This is a messenger RNA of Oryzias latipes (Japanese medaka), 8743 nucleotides long. The record is from RefSeq and is a predicted model, not a curated record. Lineage: Eukaryota; Metazoa; Chordata; Actinopteri; Beloniformes; Adrianichthyidae.
CGUCAUAUUUUUGCAUGAGUAGCUCGCAGACUGCUCGUUUUUUUUAAACCUCUCCCUCCGUGGCUCUGUGAAGGAGGGGGCAGAGAGGUGUUAGCUGCGCGCUGCAGACAUCAAUAAGAGGAGAGCCGCUUUCCACCGUCACAGCGCCGGAGCAGAGCAGGGGAGCCCUGGCAACAAGGACACACAAACGCAGCAGCCCCCGACAGCCCACGGGAAUGCAGACUCCACCUAUAUACGGAAGGACAUGAGCAGCCAUACAGACAUCUGACACUGCUCUGUUUCACUGCCAAUCCAGGCCGCACAUCAGGAACUUCAGUGGCGGCAUCUGAGCUGAGGGCUCCACCUACUCCACCUAAGCUCUGCCUCCUCAACUCAGCCCUUUUCAAUAUUGCUGAGAGGCUAAGAUGAGGAAGAUAAAUGAGAGCCUGCAGAAUGAAUGAACCCUUUACGGAUUCUCUUUGAGUGUUCUGGGUCCCUCACACCACCUUCUGCAUUCUGGGAUAGUCUGGAACCUUCUCUAUGGGCUCUGCCACCUGCUGACAAACUGCAGUUGUGUUGAAUGAGGUUUGUGCUGCGUGUGGGCAGGCUUUCCUUUGGAGGGAAAUGAUUCCACAUGAAGUUCAGCGCACUCGACCCCCCAUCGGCCUCUGCAACUGCAGCAGGUGUGACGUUGUGAUGCUCUCUCCUGCCGCAGUGGGUUCACUACUCAGCCGCUAAAGAUCGGGAACAGACCACUCCACAUCCCCGUAAACCUUCCCUUGAUAUCUUCACGUCCAUCUGACACCUUUGAUCAACGCUUGGGGUGCAGGAAUUUGCAUCAAGACCUGGCAGGAAGCAGCUUUGGGUGAGCGGAAUCGAGUCAGAAGAGGAGGAAAAAAUUUGGAGGGCUUUUUUUGGCUACUCGAUGUAGAAAUGAAUGGUUAAAAGAGAAAAAGAAAAGAACGAAACUAGGAAAAGAAAGGACGGGAAAGUUUGAAAAGAAGGAAUAGGGACUAGGCCAAAACGCAUGUACAGAGACAAGACACAAAGUGAAACCAAUAUGAAGUCCAACCAGGAACGCAGUAAUGAAUGUUUACCCCCAAAGAAGAGGGAAAUCCUAUCAAGCACGUUGCUUUCUGAAAACCGCUCACCUGUGCCACCUGCCAGUGACAGCCAGCGCACAGAGAACAUGACCUGGCUAGCCAGUGUGGCUGCUGGUAAUGAAGGCGACCUGGGUGAGCAUCGUAGCUUUAAUCAGUUGGAUGGGGCCUUGUAUAAAUCCCCAUCUUUGACUCACACUUCCCCCUGUUGCUCUUCAAUGAGGCUGGUGUCCUCCCUUCCUGCCGUGUACACUUCCCCCGUCACACAGGCUACGGUUGGAGGGACAGUCCACUACACCCAACUUCCUCCCAACCUACAGUUAAUAGCCUCACCCUACACUACUCCCUACACAGGCUAUAUCUCCCCACAGCUUCUCCCACCGCCACCUCCACCCCCUCCCUCCUCGUCAGCUGCACAGAGAGCCCCUUACGCAGAAACAAUUUUCUCUAAGCAGGACCAGCAUCGAACAUCAUCGGGGCGUACCUCCAUGCCUCCUCCUUCAACAGACUCCAUCCCACACAAUGUUCAAACUUCAACUUCUCCUCGGACUCUACCAUCACCUCACCAAGGAGGCACUCACCUCCCGACCCAGUCCAUGCAACCCCACCGUUCUUUUGGCCAUGGUAUGUCCCACGUUGUGGUGAAAUAUACAGACGGUCCCCCUAGAAAAGAAGAAGGUGCCUCCAGACAUAGAGAGCUCCACAACGGGGAUGUAGAAAGAGGGCAGAGGCUUAGACUGUCCCCAGAGUCUAGCCUCUCCAAGUCAGCGAGCAAACCAAGGGAAGCCACGUCCUGUUUGUCUGCCUAUGAGGCCCGUCAACUAGUUCUAUCAUCAGACUAUAGUCAUGAAUCUUUAGGUCCAAGAGCCUCUCUCAUGCUAAUGCACAACAGCCAUGAGGACCACCAGCUUUUACCAUCCAGAGCCAACCCAGAGAAGCAGACAGCCUCUGCCCCCACACAUCAUGAGAAAGGCGGCACUGUCAUGGGCAAACCGGUCAACCGGACCCCAUCCUUGUCCAACACCAUCUGCUCUUUCACGUUUCCUCCCCCACCAAGUGUAGACAACCUGAAAGCUGGUGUCAGCUCUCUGUCUCCUCAGACUGUUAUCCAGACCACCCACAAUGCUACAGAGUCGCUGUCAAUGGGGCUGCCCUCCACUAGCAUCUACCCACAGCCAUCUAUUAUAGGUUACAUUGCAGGGGGCAAUGGAGGCAGUUACCACACCAACUUACAGCAACACUUAUUCAUUCCAGGCAGCCAACCAGUCAUCAUCCCUGUCAGUGGAGGUGGAGUUCCAACAUUAGAACCUGUAACCUCCCAGAUUACAUCCUCCACACAAGCUGCAUCUUUCCCUAAUACACUCCCACACACAUACAUCGCUGCCACCUCCCUUAAAGGGGAAUCUUCAGAAACUCAAAGCGGCUUAUUCCAUGAAGCUGCUCCAGGUGCAGUUGUUCAGGCCCAGAUUCAUCUCCCCAUGGUUCAUGCUCCAUCUGGGCUGGUUGCUCUUUCUCCUCCGUCUGGUACAGCGGCGCCCUCUUCACUUCCCCCGUAUUUCAUCAAGGGCUCGAUCAUCCAGCUGGCUGAUGGUGAGCUGAAGCAGGUUGAAGACCUAAGGACAGAAGACUUCAUCCAGAGCGCAGAGAUCAGCAGUGAGCUGAAAAUCGACUCAUCCACGGUGGAACGCAUCGAAGGGAGCCAAACCUCAGCAAACUUUGCAGUCGUUCAGUUCGCUGUGGGUGAACAUCGUUCACAGGUAAGCGUGGAGGUCUUGUUGGAGUACCCAUUCUUCGUUUUCGGUCAGGGCUGGUCGUCAUGCUGCCCUGACCGGACCACCCAGCUCCUGGAGCUGCCUUGUUCCAAGCUGUCUGUCGGCGAUGUUUGUAUUUCACUCACCCUCAAGAAUUUAAAGAACGGAUCCCUGAAGAAGCCACCCAGCCCCGCUUCUGUUCAACCGCGCAGCCACCAGCACCUAAAAACCCACAGAGCCGUGUCAGACGUACCGCAGAGCUGCAGUGGAGGAAACUCCCGGCACCGGGAGCGGGAGAAUGGCAUCAGUCAGCAGAGGAGUGAUGAAAGAGGGAACAGGAGUGGGGAAAGCUCCAGGAUGGAAAAUGGGGAUAUCGUGUUGGAGGAAAGGAGGUCUGUUUUCAAAGGUCAGGUUGCCGGCGGUAAAUCGGCAACAAGCAGGAAGCGAAGAUGGUCUGCUCCGGAGGGUCGAGACAUAGAAAAAUCAGAGGAGGAGCCGCCCUUAACUCUGCCCAAACCUUCCUUUAUCCCUCAUGAGGUGAAAGUCAGCAUAGAGGGAAGGUCUAAUAUUGGCAAAUAACGCGUAGCAGGACUGUUAAUAACCAUUGGGUUUGGAAAAAUAAAAGGAUCCUCACAGAAAAAUACGCCAAUGUUAAUGUUUUCUUUUUUCUUUUCUAUCCCAAAUACUGUAAAAGUAUCACCUUACUUUGAGUCUAUGUAGUUUAUACCUUUUUUACAGGUGGAUUUAAAAUCAGACCAGCAAUCUGUGCUGUUUGAAAUAUUGUCAUGGGGGAUUUGUGAGUGGGGGCUCUGUGGCACGCAGACAAAAGGCCUCGUGACUCUGCCUGGUUGCUUACAGUCUGCACAGUUUGCAACCUUCAAGGUGGCAUAUUUUGCUCUUGGUUUACUGACAGCGAUUUCUUGCCCCCUCGCACUUUAAGGUGGGGUGUACAAAGAAAAGCAUUUGUUGUUUUUUUCACGCGAAUCAUUCAAUAACAUCAAAAGGAAAAAGCGGGUUUGCUAAAAGAUUUACACAGUGGUCACAUCUUUACUGUGUAAAUACCUUCUGGUUUGUUUUAAAUCAGAAGGAGCCGAGAUGGAAGUCAUCGGGAAGCGUCUGUGUGCCACACGGCCGUUUUCGGUUUGACGACAGGAAAGUCUUCGUUAGAGUUUUAUGAUUUUUAUUUUUUAACCCCUCAUCUCACUUAAUGCUUUAAAUGAUUGUCAAAAACCUAAAUUAGGGCUCAUUUAGGUUUUGAUUAAGCCUAAAUGGGUUAAUGUAUAAUUACAUAUACUCAAUUGUGAAACACAGCGGCUUUCACUUUUCGAAGCAAAUCCUCAUCAUAUAUGGUAACUAAGUUGAGACAUUUGUAUUCAGAAGAGCUGUGAGAGAAUCAGGAGGGUCUGCACGUCAGCUCAGAGAGGAUCAGAAUGUUUCCGAGCACUUAACACACCUGUCGCAGGCACCACACACAAUAGUCCAUACUUUAUUUACUCAGUACUUUAUGUUUUAGAUCUUUUUUUUUUAAUAAUUGGGACAGUGGCAGAAAGUAGCAGCAGCACUUUGAAAAGGUGGAGAUGAAUCACAAAGCAGGAGAGGAAUGUGACAGGUGUUGAGAAGGAGAAAAAAGGAAGAAAAUGAGCGACAAGUUUCAGGGACAAGCUUUGAAACGUCUAGUGAAUUCCAAUUGUGAGGAUUUGUCACUGACUUGUAACGUUUGUUUCCCAACACUGAACAGUGCGGACCAGCCCUGCAACCAGUGGCAUGGCGCCGUGUUCUUCAACAGCAGAUGCACUGGCUGCGGUGUCCCAUCUUCAAAAACACUGGUGACAUUGGAUUAGUGCACUUUCCAAACAGGAUGGUUGUACUGAAAGUGCUCUGUGAUGUGCGUUUGUGACAACAUGGGAUUUCAGGAGCGUGUUUGUGUAGGAAAGAGAUUGUUUGAAAUGUAUAUAGACAGUGCUUUUUGUCCAGUGUUUUUUUCUUCUUCUUUACUUUAGAGAAAUUGCAUUUUGCACAUGGAGAGGAUUAAGUUAGGUGGAGAGAUCAUUUCUGAUGGCGCGGUCUAAAAAACCAACACAAAAAGACACUGGAGGAGACGAGGGUUUUUUCGUUCUUAAGCAGGUAAUUAGCACAUUUGAAGCAAAUGUUGUGUCAUCUGCUCAAUUAAGGUCAAGUUGUUUGAACAAGUGUAGCUUUAGAGCAGAAGUUAAACGUGCCAGCCCACUAAAUUUAAUCUGAGGUUUCUUGCGUUCAGAGGGAAGCUGAGGGGCGAUGAGCACUAUCUGAUGAUUAUUUAGGUGGACAAUCAGAGCCAUUUAAAAAAUAUAUCUGAAAAAGAAAAUGCCCUAUGUGUGGGAUAUUUUCCCCAGAACCUGCUUAGCUUCUGCAGGACUGUCUGUUCUUCACAUCUGUUUCUACUCAGCCUCCAUAUUUGUCCGUUCCCCUUACGGUUUUGGUCAUUUGCUUCUCAGAUGCUGAUCAGUCGUAUUUUGACAGGAACAAUUUGUUUUUUACUUUUUGAAAAGCAAAUUUUGUUUCAGAAGCCGAUGUGACAGAGAAACAAAGAUGUUAAGAAGAAGCUACCAGAAAUAAAAAUAUAUUAAAAAAAAGGCUCCGCUUGGAAUAAAAAAAACAAAUCAGAUCAUCACCACUGUCAUCCUUUUUUGUUUUUGUUUUUGGAAGUAAAAUAUGUAAACAACAACUAGGACAAGCAGUAUGUGUGAUGUGCAGUCUGUGCAUUUGUGUGUGUCUGUGUUGGAGGGAGUGUCAGUUGUGUUUUGCAAUUGUUGUUUUAUUCAUUCCCCCUCCUGAAAAGCAGACCCAUCAGGUGAACUGAUGCCAAAGCCAAGGGUUGCUGAUGCUGCUUUGGUUAUUUUAGAAAGCAAUAGUAAUAAAAAUAAUACUUUUCUUUUUCUGCAAUAAAACAUUUAUUUAUAAUUCCGAUUAAAGCCAAAAGCAGGAAAAAGAAAACAAUCAGUUCCUCCUUGUAAACUGGGUAAUAUUUUAAAGGAGUUCAGAAAACCCGUCAGAAGUACAUAUCUGUAUAGAAGCUGCAGUUGCACCAGUUGGUAGCAUUCAGGGAAGCCUCUAUGUGCAGUAACUGAAUCAAAGCCCAGACCUGCUCUGCCCCUGCUGGGAAACCUCAAGGUGUGCGACUGUCACCUGGCAGACUCCGCCCAGCUCUGCCUUGUUGCCACGACUCCAUAGUGACCUCAUUAGCUUAGCAUAGUGACCUCGUCAUAGCCAGCCCUCCCAGCUUUAGCUGGCUUUCAAUAAAGCCUGGACUGCCCUUCGUUGUUUCACUUUAGCUUUUCUUAAUGCAGUUUAGCUUAAAGACCCACUCCUGUCAUGAAAGCAUUCCCAGUGGUCUUUAAAUUAGGAGUAUGCCGCUUUUAGCAUAAAUCAAAGAAAAAAAUUGGGCUAAAAAAAACCCCCCACCUGUGAGUUCAUCGGAAAUUCACCUCAGAGUUGCGGGCGGUGCUGUUGGUGAGGAAUAAGCCCGCCCCCAUUUCCCGUCGCCCUGUUUACACGCUAUCCCACUAGCUCACACACCAAUUUAACAUUACCGGCUGGCAUCUACGUGUGGGUGCAUAAGAAUGGCCGUUGUGGCCUGCCGAUUGUAUUUUCUGCAUCACAACUACAAUCUUGUUUAAACUGGAUUUUUUUCAUCUGCUCCUUAUUCACAGCGAUUUGAAUAAAGAAAUACUCUGACAUGCAACUUUGAGCUCCAUCUUCUUUAUAAAUGUCGUCCGUCAUGAGGAAAAAUGCCACAAGUACAUGUCAAAAACCCCAAAAACAGCUUUUUUUACUGGAGUGAGUCUUUAAACUGGCUGCACUUAAGAGUGAAAGGCUUAAUUAUAGGUCAAAAGAAAGAAAAAUGAUCAUAUGAAUGCAGUAGGGGGGGAGUUUGAAUAUAAUCUGAGUGUAUGUGGUUUGGAUUUUGUCUCGCUGGCCCCAAGUCAGCCCCCUUUUUACAUUUAGAGAUGUACUACAAUGUGCAAUACUUCUGUGAUUCUGUUGUCCCCUGUGCCAAGUGUAUGUAGCAUAGUCUGCAUCCCCCUCGUUUGCAGCUUUUCUGUUCCUAUUUUUAGUUAAACGAGUCCUCAAAGAGGAACGAUGCAAAUCGGAGUUUGGUGAUUCUCUUCACUCUCUGGUUGUGAGGCCUUUGUCCACUGUUGUGUGUGUCUGCAGAGUGCGUUUACGGCUGUCUCCCUCUGUAAUUGUGUGUGAGAUGCUUCAUUGGUUCAUGCAAUGAAGACCCACAGGAAAUAGAAACCCUGUCGUUAGUGGGGACCACUUUUUGUAAAAAAAAAACUAAAAAACACAUGUGUAUAUAUAUAUAUAUAUAUAUAUAUAUAUAUAAAAAGAAAAGAAAAACCAACAGAGAUGCACAUGUAAGUAGAUGUGAUAAACUUGAUGAUGUUUCAGCACUUUCUAAUUCUGGGACGGGCUUGGCCUAAACCCCCUCUGUCUUGGGCUGCCCCCCGCCCCAGGGCCAACAUUCUUUUAGAACAGACAGUGAGAAUGGAAAAAUAAAAGUGCGAGGACUGUUUUGAAAAGAGAGAAAUUGCUCAAGUUUCUUGCACAUCCCCUCGCUGCAACCUUGUUCUUCACGUCUCUUUUCUCCUCUCUCACUUCGGUGCGUUCUUGGGUCCAACGGGCCGAGGUGUUAGCUGAUUCCAUGGUUCUUUUCUUCUAGGAAAACCCACCCUUAAUGGAAAGCAUCUCUUCGUUUGUUGUGUGAAAAAAAACUGUUUCUUUUUUUUUCUUUUUUGCACCGCAUCAACCUGGCUGGGUCACCGUUUUCAGUGGUUCCUCUUACAGCUUGGUUGUAGUGUGGAAGGAGUGAAAACGUUUCUGAAGGAGCUUUUUCUCUCCAUUUCGGUCUCUUUGAAGCACUCUGCAUUAUGUCAGGAGAUUUCAACUUUAUCGAGAAUGUUGACUUUUUUGUUUUUGUUUUGACAAGCUUCCUCAUUGGAGGAGCACUGCUUAUGUCAUCUUUUCUUUUCUUUGUUGGCUUUUGCACAACUUGACAAAUAAAAUGAAUGUUGGUGUGUGAGCUUUGACUUUUCGGUCAGAAAAACAGCAUGUGUGCUUUUUUUGUUUCUGGAUGUUUGUACUUCCAAUUUGGAAAAAAAAAGAAAAAAAGGAUGUUUUCUCUACACUUUGACGUGUUUUAAAAGUGAAUACAUUUCGAUCAGGAUUCCACUUUUUUCAUUUGUGUUUUUUGUAUGAUGUCAAUGUCCAUAGCGCUGGAUAACCAACUCAGGCAGAAAGGAAAAAAACAAACAAAGGUAAACAGGUCCACAUAAGAACUUAGUUUCUCCCAAUCAGUUUAUAACGUGGGCUUUUGAAUAGGGGUUAUUCAUUAUGUAAAUUGCAUAUAAUUUUGAUAUUUCACUUGAUUUAAUGCUAAACAAAUGUUGAUAUUGACAGUUAACCAUAAAUUAUUAAAAUGUUGUGUGUAUAAUCCUAGAGAUGGCUCAGAUAACUCUUCUAAGGACUGAACGUCUCUGGUGUGCCUCUGUGGAUCAAACACUGGGGGGACAGGCGUUUUGGGUUCAUGACCUCUGACCCCGCCCACUACCACUGCAGGGACAGACGUAUCUAUUCACAGCGGCUCGUCUGAAUCUGAACUCAGCUCUGAAGCCUGCAGCCCGUCUGUCUGGAUGUUCCUCUGUUCUCCUGCUACUUCAAGCUCUGAGAUGGAGCGGAGGUCAGGACGGGCCGCCCCACAGUGGAUCCCGACCAACUUGUUUGUUCCAUACUGUACUCACCUAGUCCCUGUCUCACCUCUAUAGAAAUGGAGAAACCCUGUUGGUGUAUGUAACUGAGCUCUGUACAAAUGCACCUCUUUGAAGACGAAAAAAAAACAAACUAAAUGAAACCUUGACAUAUCUGGAGAAAACA